AUGAUUGAGUUGCAUAGCUGUACUGCUGUCUCUUUAGUCGACGAUAAUAGUCACACAUUCCGUCUUAACGGAAGACCCCAUCCCUUAACUAAUCGAAUGAAGGAUGUUAUAAUUAUCUCUCAGUUACGCGCUGCGCAAAGGGGGACGUUUAACAGCUUCAAACAUUUGUGUAUUGAAAGUACCAAUAACUUUCCAACUGCAGCUGGUCUUGCCUCAUCCGCUUCGGGAUUUGCAUCUAUGGCAUUUGCCCUUUCAAAUCUCUAUCAGCUUGAUGUUGAUGCGGCUUCCCUUGCAAGGCGCGGCUCUGGUUCGGCAUGUCGAAGUAUGCUCGGGGGUAUUGUUCACUGGAAGGCUCCAACUUCAGAGUCAAAACUCAACUCGCCUUGCGUAGAACAACUCUUUCAACACGAUCACUGGUCCGAUCUUCGAAUUCUAAUAUGCGUUACGUCGUCACAACAGAAGCCUGUGUCGUCAAGUAUCGCAAUGCGUCGAACGACGGUCACAAGUUCUCUCUUUCAAGAAGCCCGUGGCAAGGUGGUUAAGGAGCGUGUUCCACAAUUUAUUCGCGCCUUUCAGUGUCGUGAUUUCGAAUUGCUAGCUGAGUUAACUAUGCGUGAGAGCAAUGAACUCCAUGCUGUUUGUCUGGAUUCUUAUCCUCCAGUGGUCUAUCUCAAUGCCACAUCCUUCGCCAUUAUGGAAUUCGUACACACUUUGAAUAGUAACGCGGGUAGGAAUAUGGCAGCCUAUACAUUUGACGCUGGACCGAAUGCCUUCAUAUUAACUACAGCCAAUGAUGCAUCAGUUGUACUGGCCCUUCUCUCGAAAUGCUUUGGAAAUUCCUCAUAUAGUCCUGAAGGUGAUAAUGAAUUGGAGGUCAAAAAACAGCGAAUGGAGGUGCCAGAAAAUGGACACAUUGAAGUUCGUGGGAUUUCCUACUCUGAGAAAAUAGAUCUAAUGAAUUACAAGGAGUUGCUUGAAAAAUUGCCGAAACAGCCCGGAGCCAUAAAGUAUGUCAUCAGUACGGAGGUACGUCACAAAAUUAUUGCAAUGUAA
Molecule: messenger RNA, 1053 nt
Organism: Rodentolepis nana
Lineage: Eukaryota; Metazoa; Platyhelminthes; Cestoda; Cyclophyllidea; Hymenolepididae
Source: the annotation of a GenBank genome assembly